This is a messenger RNA of Cydia pomonella (codling moth), 418 nucleotides long. RefSeq lists its product as uncharacterized. The annotation marks the transcript as partial. Lineage: Eukaryota; Metazoa; Arthropoda; Insecta; Lepidoptera; Tortricidae. The record is from RefSeq and is a predicted model, not a curated record. The transcript is spliced from 2 exons.
UCUGGUUUUUCUUCAGUGUCUUCAGUGCCUGCACAGUUUAUCCCCGGAAGGACCGGAGCCGGCCUGCUUAUACUCAACGGCUUCACCUUUUAUAUGAAGAACCACCAGGCCCAUGGGAAGAAGCAGUGGUACUGUUCUUCAAGAGAUGUCCAUGGCUGCAGAGCAGAUGUCAUCACCUUCAAAGACAUCUACUACCUCCCCUCCCACCGCACCGGCAGCAUGGUCCUCAUCUUCAAAGACAACAAGUACUGGAUCAACAACCGCUACCAGAACACUAUCAACUGGACCUGCAGGGACCGCAAGCGCCUCGGCUGUAGCUCCUGCAUACAGACCACUGUUGAAGGCCGAUAUCUCAAGCAUAAAGGAUUUCAUAAUCAUGCGGAUAAUUAUACUAAAUAUAAUUUUAAUGAUUGAUCAA